This is a messenger RNA of Sordaria macrospora k-hell, 1398 nucleotides long. RefSeq lists its product as uncharacterized. Gene Ontology annotation, molecular function: protein-lysine N-methyltransferase activity; protein binding. The record is from RefSeq and is a predicted model, not a curated record. Lineage: Eukaryota; Fungi; Ascomycota; Sordariomycetes; Sordariales; Sordariaceae. Gene Ontology annotation, biological process: peptidyl-lysine monomethylation.
AUGCCCACUCUCUUUCUACCCAAUACCAUGGAGAGCUGGCUUAAAGAAUCCGGAGCGGUAGGCUUGGACGGCCUGGAACUUGCCGACUUCCCGGACACCGGGCGCGGUGUCAAAACAUUGCGGCCUUUCAAGGAAGGAGAAAAGAUUCUCACCAUUCCAUCUAGCAUUCUCUGGACGGUCGAACAUGCAUACGCUGAUCCCCUUCUUGGACCAGCCCUGUGCUCUGUGCAGCCGCCCCUGUCUCCCGAAGACACUUUGACUACGUACCUUCUCUUUGUCCGAUCUCGCGAGUCGGGAUACGAUGGCCAACGAAGCCAUGUAGCGGCGUUACCUACGAGCUACUCUUCGAGCAUCUUCUUUACGGAGGAGGAGUUGGAAGUUUGCGCUGGCACUUCACUGUACACCAUCACGAAGCAGCUGGAGCAAUCGAUUGAGGAUGAUCAUAGGGCGUUAGUCAUGCAACUGUUUAUACAGCAUCGGGAUCUUUUUCCACUCGACAAAUUCAGCAUCGAAGAUUACAAGUGGGCUCUCUGUACCGUGUGGAGUCGUAGGAUGGAUUUCCAACUGCGCGAUGGGAAGUCGAUGCGACUUUUGGCGCCCUUCGCGGAUAUGUUGAACCACUCGUCCGAGGCGAAGCCGUGUCAUGUCUACGAUGUCUCAUCUGGAAAUCUCUCUGUCCUUGCGGGCAAAGAUUACGAACCUGGAGAUCAGGUUUUUAUCAACUAUGGAUCAGUUCCGAAUAGUCGCCUUUUACGUCUCUAUGGCUUUGUUAUUCCCGGUAAUCCUAACGACACCUAUGAUCUCGUUCUUUCAACGCACCCUCAAGCGCCAUUCUACGAGCAAAAGCAUAAGCUCUGGGUGUCUGCUGGGCUCGAUUCGACCUCUACCAUCCCCCUCACUCUCACCGAUCCGCUGCCGAAAAACGUCCUUCGAUACCUCCGUAUUCAGCGAGCGGACGCAUCGGAUCUCGCUGCCAUGGCGCUUCAGAAUGCUAAAGCAGAUGAGAAAGUCAGCGAUUCGAACGAAGUGGAAAUCCUACAGUUUUUGGUAGAAUCUUUUGGUCAUCUUCUAGGUGGUUUUGGAACGCCGCUGGAAAAGCUAGAAGAACAACUCGCGCAGGGUGUCUAUUCUCCGGGAGGGAACGCAUGGGCUGCGGCGCACGUUAGCUUGGGCGAACAGCGGGUGUUGAGAUUGGCGAAAAAGAGAGCGGAGGAUUUGCUAUCGGCAGUGGAGAGCGGAAGUUCGCAGUCGCCACUGGCGCGAUGCGCGAAUUGCGGAAAGGCUUCUACGCAGUUGUCGUUGUGCGGGAGGUGCAAAUCCGUUGCGUAUUGCGGGCGGCCGUGCCAGGUCGCUCAUUACAAAGGGCACAAGGCAACGUGUCGAGCUCCCGCUUCGUAG